AUGACCUUCACUCUUUCAUUGCGGCAGGCCGCCUUUGGCUUUCUGCUAUUGAACUCGGUCGCUACCGCACAAUUCAGUAACGGUCACAACGGUGAGCUUGUUCAGAGGGAGUCGGCUGAGGACAAGCGGGGCCUUUUCGAUUAUGUCAAUGGCAUCGUCGAGCGCGUCAAUGCUGUCGCGGCAAGUGGCACUGCAGUGGCUGCCACCGAAACCGUACCUGCUCCUGCGCCUCCAACAGGCACUCCACCAGCACCUCCGGCCCCUCCAGCUAAUGGCACCGAAGCUGCACCGCCGCCACCUGCUGCCACUGAUGCUGCCGCUCCACCACCGCCUCCUGCAGCUAAUGGCACAGCCCCAGCACCUCCUGCCUUGAUUGCUGCUGACCCAGCCGCCAACGGCACGGCGCCUCCCCCUCCGCCGGCCAAGUCCGAUGCUCCUGCUUUGGCAGCUGUGCCACCGGCUCCCGAUGCCAACGGUACAGCACCGGCACCGCCUCCGGCCCCGGCUGCGGCCGACGUAAAUGGAACUGCACCAGCACCCCCGGCACCCCCCGCUGCUGCUGAUGUAAAUGGCACUGCUCCUGUCCCACCAGCCAAGGCGGAUGCAGGCCCAGCAGCCGCAACACCGCCAACGCCUCCUGCCGCGGCCGCCGCCAAUGGAACUGCUCCGGUUCCACCAGCAAAGGCAGACGUCGCUCCAGGUGCCUCGGCAGCAGCACCACCACCUCCUCCCGCCGCUGGAAACGCUACUGCCGCCGCGCUACCAGAUCCCGCAAAGAAGGCCAAGGCCGAUGGCAAGUCUGCAGCUGCCGCUCCGCCAGCAGCAUCAGCCCCAUCUGCUGCUACUCCUGCCGCCGGUACUCCUGCGGCGGCUGCUACCGUAGCUGCCCUCGCUGCUCCGGUGCCUCCAGCUGCGAAGAAAACCACGGGCAAGCGAUUCUUGCGCUAUUACCAGGCUUAG
Messenger RNA from Pestalotiopsis fici W106-1, 960 nucleotides. RefSeq lists its product as uncharacterized. The coding region runs from base 1 to 960 and encodes 319 amino acids. The transcript is spliced from 5 exons. The record is from RefSeq and is a predicted model, not a curated record. NCBI's taxonomy places the organism in Eukaryota, Fungi, Ascomycota, Sordariomycetes, Amphisphaeriales, Sporocadaceae.